UGCCUUAUAUAAGCUUAUUUUUAAGAAACCCAAAAAUUACUUAACGCCGCCAUGUCCCUCACUUCCGCUCCGGCGCGUGUAACUCUACUCGCCGCCCUCUCCGCCACCACAUUCUACUUCCUCUACAAAUCUCUCCGACUCCGAUCACUCCCAUACCCUAGAACUCCAUCUUCAUCUUCUCCAACUCGCAAAUCCAACAAGAUCAUCUUCAUUUCCCAAACAGGCACCUCCAAAACCCUAGCUCAUCGUCUACUCCGUCUCCUCGCCUCAAACAGCUUCGAUUUCGACCUCGUCGACGCCAAGGACUACGAGCCGGAAGAUCUUUGUAACGAAACUCUGGUACUGAUCAUCGCUUCAACUUGGGACGAAGGAAAAGCUCCGACCGAUUCGAGAUUCUUUACCGAUUGGUUAGCUGAGAGUGCAGAAGAUUUUAGGGUUGGAUCGCUUUUGCUUAAGCAAUGUGAGUUCGCUGUGUUUGGAGUUGGGAGUCGAGCUUACGAUUCGACUUUUAAUGCUGUAGCGAAGGAUUUGUCGAAGAGGAUGAAGGCAUUGGGCGGCAAUGAGAUAUUGCCGGUUUCGGAAGGUGAUGUGGAUAGCGAAGGAGAUGUCGAUGAAGUGUUCGAUGAUUGGUCUCUGAAACUUGUUAGGUUUUUGAAAGGUGAUGAGGUUGUUGAAGAAGAAAAUGGUGGUUUUGUUAGUGAUGAUGAGAGUGUUGAAGAAGAAGAAGAAGAGGAAUCUGAGAUUGUUGAUCUUGAGGAUAUUGCUGGUAAAGGACCUUCAAGGAAAACAGGAGCUCAAAGUAAUGGAGUUUCGAAUAAUUCGAAUUCAAAUGGGAAGAAGAAUAUGGUUACUCCAGUGAUUAGGGCGAGUUUGGAGAAACAGGGUUACAAGAUUAUUGGUUCACAUAGUGGUGUGAAGAUCUGUAGAUGGACAAAAUCACAGCUUAGAGGAAGAGGUGGUUGUUACAAGCAUUCAUUCUAUGGUAUUGAAAGUCAUAGGUGCAUGGAAGCGACACCUAGCUUAGCUUGUGCAAAUAAAUGUGUGUUUUGCUGGAGACAUCAUACAAACCCAGUUGGAAAGAGUUGGCAAUGGAACAUGGAUGAUCCCUUACAAAUUGUGAACUCGGCUAUCGAACAACACUUAAAGAUGAUUAAGCAAAUGAAAGGAGUUCCCGGUGUUACACUCGAACGGCUGACUGAAGGUAUGUCUCCUAGGCAUUGUGCCUUAUCGCUUGUCGGUGAACCUAUAAUGUAUCCUGAAAUCAACACACUUAUCGAUGAGUUGCAUCGUCGUCGGAUUUCAACUUUCUUAGUAACAAAUGCUCAGUUCCCCGAAAAGAUUAAAGAUUUAAAGCCUAUUACUCAGUUAUAUGUUAGUGUUGAUGCUGCAACAAAGGAUAGUUUGAAGGCAAUCGAUAGACCCCUCUUCGGGGAUUUUUGGGAGAGAUUUAUUGAUUCAUUGACAGCUUUGAGGGACAAACAUCAAAGAACAGUUUACCGUUUAACCCUUGUGAAAGGAUGGAAUACAGAGGAUAUAGAUGCAUAUUUUAACCUCUUUAGCAUUGGUAAACCCGAUUUUAUCGAAAUCAAAGGUGUUACAUAUUGCGGAACAUCCUCUACGUCAAAGUUGACAAUGGAGAAUGUGCCUUGGCAUGCUGAUGUUAAAGCCUUUUCGGAGGCUUUGGCAUUGAAAAGCGGAGGGGAUUACGAGGUUGCUUGCGAGCAUGUCCACUCGUGCUGUGUCCUCCUUGCGAAAACCGACAAGUUUAAGAUUGAUGGGCAAUGGUACACAUGGAUAGACUAUGAAAAAUUCCAUGACUUGGUUGCAUCUGGAAAACCUUUCGAUAGUAAGGAUUAUAUGGCUCUCACACCGUCUUGGGCUGUUUAUGGAGCACAGGAAGGCGGGUUUGAUCCGAUUCAGUUGAGGUACAAGAAGGAACGAAAUCAUCACAAGAAAUCAACCCAAUCUACUUCCAUACCAGGGUAAUUUCUAGCAUCAUUACUUAUAUAGGCCUGAGAUUAAACACCACUUCUCCAGUAGAAGAAAUAGAAGAUGAAGAGAAGAAAAUUUUGACUUGUUAGGUAAAUGAGAAUUUACAUCAUAAUCCAGAUAUUUACUUGGAUUUUUUUUGUUUUUUUGAAGGAAUAUUUGAACAUUCUUAAUGUAUUUUAAUUAGUAUAAUAUAAUGUAAUCGUAUUAUUCUUCACACUAA
This is a messenger RNA of Cannabis sativa, 2212 nucleotides long. RefSeq names its product S-adenosyl-L-methionine-dependent tRNA 4-demethylwyosine synthase. Gene Ontology annotation, molecular function: FMN binding; catalytic activity; 4 iron, 4 sulfur cluster binding. Gene Ontology annotation, biological process: wybutosine biosynthetic process. Bases 52 to 1986 code for a protein of 644 amino acids. The record is from RefSeq and is a predicted model, not a curated record. Lineage: Eukaryota; Viridiplantae; Streptophyta; Magnoliopsida; Rosales; Cannabaceae. The transcript is spliced from 4 exons.